CAAUAAUCAUUUAGUUUGUAAACGGAAACAAACCAUGUGCUAACAUGGCGAUUUUUCAUCAUUCUUCGCAUGUCGUUUGAUAAUUAUUGCGUGGCUGUUAUGGGAAUUUGGUUUAAUCGUGCAAUAUUUUAUCUUUUUGACACAUUUUCUUUGUUUUGUUCAAUAUAAUUAUAUCGAGUAAAAAAUGAGUGUGGACGCUUAUGGCCCGAGCUCACAAACACUCACGUUUUUGGACACUGAGGAAGCGGAUCUUAUUGGGGCUGAUACUCAGGGCUCCGAAUUCGAAUUUACUGACUUCACCCUUCCUUCGCAAAGCCAAACACAGGCUUCCCAACAUGACCAUGGGUUGACAUCUUCAAAUCAGGUGAAUGGUUUGGGUCGUUCCGAUUUAUCAUCCAAAAUUUCUAAUGUGACUAAUGCCAUCGCGGAAUUGCAAUUUGAGGAAGAAGAUGAGGCCUUGUACAGCAAGGAGUUGCCUGACCACGCGUGCAAGUACUGUGGCAUACAUGAUCCGGCCACUGUUGUCAUGUGUAAUAUUUGCAACAAGUGGUUCUGCAAUGGACGAGGCAACACGUCAGGCUCGCACAUUAUCAACCAUUUAGUGCGUGCCAAGCACAAGGAAGCCGCCUUGCACAGAGAUGGUCCACUCGGAGAGACAUUGCUUGAAUGCUACUCUUGCGGUGCCAGGAAUGUGUUCGUUCUUGGCUUCAUACCAGCUAAGGCGGACUCUGUUGUUGUGUUGCUAUGCAGACAACCCUGUGCGGCUCAAAGCUCCUUGAAGGAUAUGAACUGGGAUCAGGAGCAAUGGAAACCAUUGAUAUCUGACCGAGCCUUUCUAUCCUGGCUGGUGAAAGUACCUUCUGAGGCUGAGCAGAUGAGAGCUCGUCAGGUGACUCCGCAGCAAAUUGGCCGCCUGGAAGAAUUGUGGCGUGACAAUGUAGAUGCUACCUUCCAAGAUUUGGAGAAACCUGGCGUCGAUGAGGAACCUCAUCAAGUGUUGUUGAGAUACGAAGAUGGUUACCAAUACCAAAACAUCUUCGGCCCUCUAGUGAAGCUUGAAGCUGAUUAUGACAAGAGGCUGAAAGAGUCUCAAACUCAGGAGGGCAUUGAAGUUCGCUGGGACGUGGGGCUAAACAAGAAGACCAUUGCAUACUUUACGCUCGCUAAAACUGAUAGCGAUAUGAAACUGAUGCAUGGUGAUGAGCUGAGAUUGAGAUACGUAGGCGAGCUGCAUAAAGCGUGGUCGGGCGUCGGUCACGUGAUCAAGGUGCCGGAUAACUACGGCGAUGACGUCGGGUUAGAACUCAAGAGCGGCGCCGGCGCACCUCUAGACUGCACCUCCAACUUCGUAGUAGAUUUUAUAUGGAAGAGCACUUCCUUUGACAGGAUGCAACUAGCUCUGCGCAAGUUUGCCGUAGAUGAUUCAUCAGUGUCAGGCUACAUUUACCGCCGUCUGCUAGGCCAUGAAGUUGAAGAGGUCCUAUUCCGUGUUCAUCUGCCGAAGCACUUCAGCGCUCCUAACUUGCCUGACCUCAACCGAUCUCAGGUAUACGCCGUAAAGCACGCUCUGCAGCGUCCUCUUUCGCUCAUCCAAGGCCCGCCGGGGACAGGUAAAACUGUGACCUCAGCUACGAUUGUGUACCAACUCGUUAGGCAGAAUAGUGGCCCGGUACUCGUCUGUGCUCCAUCAAACACUGCUGUCGACCAACUCACGGAAAAGAUUCAUAGAACCGGCCUGAAAGUCGUCAGACUUUGCGCCAAAUCUCGUGAAGCCAUGGAAUCUUCUGUUUCGUUCUUGGCUCUGCACGAGCAAGCUAGAGCUUUAGGAUCUGCAGACAGCGAGCUGAGGAAACUGACCAGAUUGAAGGAAGAAGCUGGAGAAUUAUCCGCCGCUGAUGAGAGGAGGUACCGUGCGUUACGUCGCGCCGCUGAGCGACGUCUGCUCGACGCGGCUGACGUCGUGUGCACCACGUGCGUCGGCGCCGGGGACCCGCGCGUCGCCCGCAUGCGCUUCCAGUCCAUCCUCAUCGACGAAGGCAUGCAGUCUACUGAACCUGAGUGCAUGGUGCCGGUUGUGCUGGGCGCCAGACAGCUGAUCCUCGUCGGAGAUCACUGCCAGCUUGGCCCGGUAGUCAUGUGCAAGAAAGCGGCUAAGGCCGGACUCAGCCAGAGUCUUUUCGAGCGUUUGGUUGUCCUUGGCAUCCGUCCAUUCCGCCUUGAAGUCCAAUAUCGUAUGCACCCUGAACUAUCUCGUUUCCCUUCUGAUUUCUUCUAUGAGGGGUCUCUGCAAAACGGAGUGAGUGCAGAGGAACGUCGUUUGCAUAAAAUUGACUUCCCCUGGCCAAGACCUGACCGCCCUAUGUUCUUCUAUGUAACGCAAGGACAAGAGGAGAUUGCUGGAUCAGGUACAUCUUAUUUGAAUAGAACUGAAGCCGCUAAUGUGGAAAAGCUAACAACAAGAUUUUUGAAAGCGGGCGUGCGUCCCGAGCAGAUCGGAAUCAUAACACCUUACGAGGGACAACGAUCGUAUCUCGUACAGCACAUGCAGUACCAAGGUAGCUUACAUGCUAAACUUUACCAAGAGAUAGAAGUAGCCAGUGUAGAUGCCUUCCAGGGCAGAGAAAAGGAUAUAAUCAUCAUGUCCUGUGUACGAUCCAAUGAACAUCAAGGAAUCGGAUUUUUGAGCGACCCACGUCGUCUCAACGUAGCCCUCACCCGCGCCAAGUAUGGGCUUAUCGUGGUCGGCAACCCUAAGGUAUUAAGUAAACAGCCAUUGUGGAACCACUUGCUAGCUUUCUACAAAGAACGUAGAGUUCUCACCGAGGGACCACUUUCCAACCUAAAAGAGUCUGCGAUUCAAUUCGCGAAACCAAAGAAGUUGGUGAAUGCUCAAAACCCGGGUUCACACUUCAUGUCGACGUCGAUGUUCGACGCGCGCGAGGCGAUGGUGCCGGGCUCGGUGUACGACCGCGCGCGGCCGCUGCGCGACCCGCUGGCCUACGUGGGCCCCGAGCGCGCCGCGCUGCUGCACGCGCCCGUGCCGCCCGCCGCCUUCGCCGCGCACCGCGGCCUGCCGCGCCCGCCGCUCGGGCCCGCCCGCGCCGCCCGCCGCCGCCCGCCGCGCCUGUCGCAGGAGCCGCUGUCGCAGCAGCCGCCGCUGUCGCUGUCGCAGGGCGCGUCGCAGCCGGACUUCAGCCAGGAGUCGGCGGCGCCCGAUUGCCCGUCGCAGCCCGACGGGCUGCUGUCGCAGGACUCCACGUACCAGGGCGGGUUCCGAGCGCGCUGCAGCCAGUACUGAGAGCGCCGGGCGGACCGCCGCGGGGCCGCGCCGCAACAGCCGACCUGUCCCGAGGGACGGGUCCACGGUACUGACGACAGACGCCGAUGCGCACCGCACGCCCGCUGCGACGACCUUCAGCCGGGUGUUCAGACGGAGGAUUCCCCGCGGUGCGUUACUACCGCGGGUUGAAUCGGUUGCGCCGGCGGCGGGAUCCGACCGCGACUUUGUUAGUCUUCGCCCAUCGACCGUAUUGAAGAGUGAAAACUCAAACUUAGAAAUUGUGUCACGCGCGGAGCAUACUUGAGCAGCAAGUUUCGUUGCCUACAGUUAAAUGUAACCGUUCCAUUACAGGGAUAGAAUUUUUGUAUAGGAUGUUGAAAUAAAACUGAUGUUACUCAACUGCAAGGGCUAACUAAAAUAAUACAGGCUCAAUGAGCAAAUUGGUUGUAAAUGUUAAAUGUAAUUCCAUUAGAAACAUGCACCAAAUCGACAUUGCUAUAAACUUGUUGCUGUCCUCUAUAACUACACGCGUUACUAUGAAACAAUUAGAAACGAGUAGACAAUGACAUGUCUAAGGGAAGAAUCAAGAUGGCUCGGAACGGGUUUCGAAGGCUUGGAGGAUGCAAAUUUACGAAGGAACAAGGAUGGAUGAAUUAUGUAUAAAUUUUAUAAAAAAAAACGUAUGUUAUAACAACACUUCAUGAAAUUAUGAGGUAACUAUAAUUCCUAUUUUGGAAGGAUUAUGCGGGUCAAUUUAUUAUACCGAAAAAUCAAUAAAAUAGUAUAUAGAUGUAUUAUUAAAAUCAUUCUUAAAUUUUUAUUUCAGUUUUAAAGACAAGACUUGUUUUCUCGUUUCUAGGUGUAUUAGCAAAUCUCAAUGUACCAUAAAAAUGCGGGUACGCGAACGCAUACCACCUCAGUUCGCAUAGUAGACUUUUAAAUUAUAUUUUACUUUAUCAUUAAAAAAAAAGAAAAUGUUAAGCCAUUUAGUCAGUUUAUAAUUUAUUAGGCGACACAUUGUAAUUCUAGUAAUGGUUUGUUUUCGUCAUGGGGAAAUUCACAAUGUUCAUAUUUAACUUCAUUAUCAUUGACGAUAUCAAACAGUGUCAGAUCUACAUGUUAGACAACCAGUAUCAAUGUUAAACGGGUCUAUAUUGUUUUUCCUUCUCAUCCAACUUUUACACGAUGAACUUAAAGAAUGGUAUCGACCAUGUUUGGCGACUUUACCAAAAAUAUAUUUAUUGUGCUACAUGUACAAAUUAUAUGAUUUUAUAUUUUUCCUUUUGUUUCAACUAUGAAAUACUAAGUCAAAAUUCUUAGUUUCCUGUGAAUAUGCGCUCUAAACAUUCCUUGUGGUACUUUUUGAAACUUCUUAUUUUUACCUCGUAUUUCUUUGUUAUAAAUAGGAUAUCAAACUAGUGUUACCUGACAAAACUGUUUGUAAUCCGUAAAAAUGUGAUCAUAAAAGCUUCUUCGUGGAUAUUAGUCUGUUAAAUCCAUUUCAUGUUGUUAUGUUUAUAAUGAACUGUCUUAGAUGGUUUUUACACAUUUUUGUUUGUGAAGGAAAAUCAAUAAAGAAUGCCAUAAGUA
Messenger RNA from Helicoverpa zea (corn earworm), 4870 nucleotides. It is a transcript of the gene Upf1, whose product is annotated as regulator of nonsense transcripts 1. Gene Ontology annotation, cellular component: cytoplasm. The record is from RefSeq and is a predicted model, not a curated record. Gene Ontology annotation, biological process: nuclear-transcribed mRNA catabolic process, nonsense-mediated decay. Gene Ontology annotation, molecular function: ATP binding; DNA binding; hydrolase activity. NCBI's taxonomy places the organism in Eukaryota, Metazoa, Arthropoda, Insecta, Lepidoptera, Noctuidae. Bases 185 to 3298 code for a protein of 1037 amino acids. The transcript has 10 exons.